AUAGUUGAAUCUAAUUGUAGUUCAGUUUUGAGAAUUAACUUCUUGAAGACGUGUGUGGGCAUACGUGCAAGUUAACGGUGACGUUUAUUUUGUGUAUUACCAUUUAAAACCAGUUUGAAUAUUUAAAAGGAUAAAAUGGCCGAAUCUGUGGAGAGUGGAGAAAGAGUCGUCUGUAUUGCAAUAGACGGAAGUGAUAAUUCAAAAUAUGCGUUUCAGUUCUAUUCGGACAAUGUAAGGAAAGCCAAUGACAAAGUCUACCUGGUCCAUUCCGUAGAGAUCAACAGUGUCUUGCAUUCCACUCAGUGGUACAGCUCGCCUUAUUCCUUCGAUAAGGAGAUGUUGUUGAAGUUAUUGGACGAAGAGAAGACCAAGAUCCGCCACAAACUCGAGGGUUUUGCAGUGCUUCUGAAAGAUGCCGGGAUCGAUGGAACGGUGAAGAGUAUCCACGCGGAGUCCCCGGGGGAGGGAAUCGUUAAGGCGGCCGCGGAGGUGGGCGCCUCCCUCGUCGUCGUCGGCACGCGCGGCAUGGGGAAGCUAAGGCGCACGUUCAUGGGGAGCGUCAGCGACUACGUGCUGCACCACUCGCCGGUUCCAGUGCUCGUCUGCCGACACAACGAGGACGAGAAAAAGUAACCGGGAUGUUGGGCUGACGUGCUAACUAAAGAAUUGAAUGCGGACAAAAUACACGAGUCGAACUUUUUGGAAUUUGUAUGAAAGCGAAUUUCGUACAAAAUAUGUGAGUGGGAUAAUAAGGAAAUCAGGAAACUGUAAACUAUUGACGUUUUUACUGCAUGGAUGGGGUCGUAACGGACACUGUGAAACGGUAAAAAAUGAAUUUCGUUGAAAAUAAUAAAAGCAAAUGAGAAAAUAAAAAAAUAAACAUCCAUUUUGUAAAGCUUCUAAUGCAGUAAAGGGGACUGAUUAGGUUAUUGCAACACAUUUAAUUGAUAUAAAAUCUUUUCCAAACUGAAUUCUGCUUAAUCAAUUUUCUUCAACAAAUGUCGUGAAAGCCUUCGAACUAUAAAUAACGAACGCUAGAAACAUAUGUCUUAAAAUAAAUGCCCAAGGUUACGAUAUUAUUCAAGGGUUAUAUUAAGCAGAUGUUGCAUUUGUGUUGAUGCUGUUAAUAGCAGCAAUAUCGUUUUGAGUGCUUGUUUUAUUUGUUCAAAAUAUGGUCCAAUGUUUUAUAUUCAACGUCGUGUUUAGUGCUGUUUUAUGUGCCAAAGCACAUGUUUAAAUAUUUUACCCAAGUGUGUCAGUUACGUAAUCUUACAGUUCUAUGUAUCUACACAAAUGUUGUGCGUGGUAUGAGUCAAUAAAUGUGUACAAUUAA
This is a messenger RNA of Dreissena polymorpha, 1333 nucleotides long. Its product is annotated as universal stress protein Sll1388-like. Lineage: Eukaryota; Metazoa; Mollusca; Bivalvia; Myida; Dreissenidae. The record is from RefSeq and is a predicted model, not a curated record. The transcript is spliced from 4 exons. The coding region runs from base 136 to 633 and encodes 165 amino acids.